GUCGAAUUCACAUCCGGGUGAAAUGUAUUGACCAAUCAGAGCGAGAGAUUUACCUCUAGUCCCGCCCUUCCAUAAGCUAGCUAAAAGUCAACACAGAAGAAGUCAGUUUGUCUCUGGAGGAACCUAAGGUUACAACCUGUAACUAUCUGGGAAUAUAACAUUAUAAACUCCUCAUCCUACAUCAAGAUGAGUGAUCCCUGGCAGGAGUGCAUGGAUCACUGUGUGGAGGUCACCAAACAGGCUGGAAAGAUGAUCCGCGAGGCGCUCCAGAAGGACAUCGCCGUCAUGCACAAGAGCUCACCGGUUGACCUGGUGACCGAGACGGACCAGAAAGUAGAACAGCUCAUUAUAUCCUCCAUCAAGGAAAAGUACCCGACUCACAGCUUCAUAGGUGAGGAGUCGGUAGCAGCAGGUGCUCCCAGCGUUCUAACUGACGAUCCCACUUGGAUCAUCGACCCGAUUGAUGGUACCACCAACUUUGUUCACAGGUUCCCAUUUGUGUCUGUAUCAAUUGGCUUCACUGUGAAGAAAGUGAUAGAGUUCGGGAUUGUCUACAGCUGCAUCGAGGACAAAAUGUACACAGCACGGAAAGGGAAAGGAGCAUUCUGCAAUGGAGAGCCAAUCAAAGUGUCUGGACAAGAGGACAUUAGCCAAUCUCUGGUACUGACAGAAAUGGGCUUCAAAAAGGAUCCUGAGCAUUUCAAAACAAUGAUGGCCAACAUCAGGACCAUCCUCACCAUCCCUGUGCACGGUAUCCGCUCCCCGGGCAGCGCAGCUGUCAACAUGUGCCUGGUAGCGUGCGGAUCGGCUGAUGCUUACUACCACAUGGGCAUCCACUGCUGGGACAUGGCUGGAGGGGCAGCGGUUGUUACCGAAGCUGGAGGAGUUAUCAUGGACAUUUCAGGUGGACCGUUUGAUCUGAUGUCUCGGAGGCUGAUCAUCGCCAGCAGCAAAGCAAUAGCAGAACGCAUCGCUAAGGAGAUAACAGAGUUUCACGUCGGCAGGGACGACACAGAUGGCUAGUAAAGUUUCAUCAUCUCCUCUACCAGCUUAACAGUUAUUUAAUUACCCGACUGUUUUGUAUUUAACAAGUCACGAUUCCGUCUUUGCCUUAAGAACCAAAACGAUAAACUUACCUCUGAAGAACUAUCCUCUGAAGUUUGUUAGUCAGCGUUUAAGACUUUCAGCCUUCUUUCUGUUUUCUUUAUUGUUGUGCUUCUGCACUUAGCCAUUCACAGAUUGAGAUUUUGUAUUGUGUUGUAGCUUGUUUAGUCAGUAAUUAUGCCUGUGUCCUAAUACACACUUGUUUUUAGUUAUUUUGUAUUAUUUAUAUUUAUUUGGACAAUCAAGAGAUCAGAACAAAAUCAUUUCAUUGAUAAAGUACCUCCAUAUAACACCAUAGCAGUAAUUUUAGUAUAUAAUCAUGUUUUGACCAAUAAUUUUGAUUUUCUAGGUGUGAUUUUAUCUUAGGUUAUUGUAUCUAGUUAAAUUUAUUUAAAGAUACAUUUGUUUACACAGUAAGUAAAUUCAUUUCAGUGCCAUCACUAGUUUGCACUACACCAAACACACGUCUACACAUAACUACUGUACUGUAUAACUUCUUAAUUAAGUCCAAAACACAGAGGGUGUUCUUGAAAAUGUGUUAAAAGUGUUUUAAUAUUAAAGGAUCAGUGUAGGAGCCAGAUGGUGUAUCAGGUCUCCUGGGUAUAAAUGUAUAAGUAGGUAAGUUUUUGACCGCCGAGGCAGCACGUUGCUGCAGUAGUAACUUGUUUGUUUGUUGCUAUUGGAGUGAACGUGUAAUCGAGUUAAUGGAUAAGCUGCAUAGAAAAAAUAAACCAAUGGAGUGUUAAAGUA
Molecule: messenger RNA, 1854 nt
Organism: Sebastes umbrosus (honeycomb rockfish)
Lineage: Eukaryota; Metazoa; Chordata; Actinopteri; Perciformes; Sebastidae
Product: inositol monophosphatase 1-like
Exons: 9
Coding region: 187-1023 (278 amino acids)
Biological process (GO): signal transduction; phosphatidylinositol phosphate biosynthetic process; inositol metabolic process
Molecular function (GO): inositol monophosphate 1-phosphatase activity
Source: RefSeq, a predicted model, not a curated record